This is a messenger RNA of Manihot esculenta (cassava), 1361 nucleotides long. RefSeq names its product signal peptide peptidase-like 2. Gene Ontology annotation, cellular component: Golgi-associated vesicle membrane; cytoplasmic side of endoplasmic reticulum membrane; lysosomal membrane. Gene Ontology annotation, biological process: membrane protein proteolysis. The coding region runs from base 345 to 1079 and encodes 244 amino acids. The transcript has 6 exons. Lineage: Eukaryota; Viridiplantae; Streptophyta; Magnoliopsida; Malpighiales; Euphorbiaceae. Gene Ontology annotation, molecular function: aspartic endopeptidase activity, intramembrane cleaving. The record is from RefSeq and is a predicted model, not a curated record.
UCCCUCUUCUAUUUUCCCAUUUUGCUCUGAGUCAAACUUCCCUCUCUCCGUCCGCGCCUCUCUCCCCCGAUUACCUUCCCAUAAUUCCCAAUCAACGCCUCUCUCCCCCACUUCACUGAAGAGUGCCGGCAGCCCAGUCGGCAGCGGCGACGUCUCCUAUUUCUACCCAGUCGACGAUAAAAGACGAUAAAAUCAUCUCUAUCCCGAUAUCUCCUUCUCUCUCUCCAGUGGCGUGAGGGGUAAUGUGCUCUAUUUAGUUGCAGAGGCGUCUCUCUCUCUCUCUGCUCUAAGCUUUUUGUUGCAGAGAGAGAACGCUCAAAGGAAUUUACUUGAAGGGGGAAUCCAUGGAUUUGGAGAAGCUCUAUUUAGUUAUCUCUGUUACAAUUGUGAUUUCGUUGGUCUCUUAUCCGUCUUCCGUUACAGCUGGGGACAUAGUUCAUGACGAUGAUUCAGCUCCCAAAAAGCCUGGAUGCGAGAACGACUUCGUCUUAGUAGAGCUUCAAUGCUGCUUUUUCUCUUCGGCCCAGUUCUUGGUAAAAGUCCAAACUUGGAUCAAUGGUAUAGAGGAUGCUGAAUUUGUUGGCGUGGGUGCUAGAUUUGGCACCACCAUUGUAUCAAAGGAGAAAAAUGCUAAUCAAACUCGCUUCACUCUUUCAGAUCCUCGAGAUUGUUGUACUCCUCCCAAGAAAAAGCUUGAUAGGGAUAUCAUUAUGGUUGAUCGAGGCAAGUGCAAAUUCACAACCAAAGCAAACAAUGCAGAAGCUGCCGGUGCUUCUGCUGUCCUUAUAAUAAAUAACCAAAAAGAACUUUACAAAAUGGUUUGUGAGCCCAAUGAAACUGAUCUUGACAUAAAAAUACCUGCUGUUAUGCUACCACAAGAUGCUGGUGCAAGCUUGGAAAAAAUGCUGUUGAAUAGUUCAUCAGGAACCUUUCUGACAUUGGGAAAGAAAAGAGGUGAUCUCAACAUUUUAUGGACAAAAGGAGAACCAGAAAGAGCUUGCCCCCAUGUCCAUCUUGAACACUCUCAUGAACUGAACAUGGAAAAAAGACCAAAACCAGCUGAUAGUUCAAAUGCGUGAUGAACUACAGACAGCGAAGAUGGGACAACAGUCUUCCUCAUUGAUGCCAUCAUCGUCUGAUAUUCCUCCAACUCAUAGAUCCCUUGGUGAUUCACAUAUGGAUUAGCAUAAUGUCAUUUCUCACGUACUUAAAUAAUAUAUUUUAUGAUAUGAAUUUGAAACUAUUUGGAUCCAUUAUAUAUUUUGAGAUAUUUUAAGUUCCUUAGUAUUGAACUAUGGUAAUGUUUUGAACUUUUAGAUUGCAGAAUCAUGAAAUGAAAUUUAUGUGUAUAUAUUGUCUUU